CAUUUCUCGUUGAAAACGAAAAGCCAUUCCUUAUUCUAUAAUUCGUAUCGUAUUCUAGAGAAAUAAAGUUUCUUAUUUUUUAACCAGUUUCAUUUAUCGUUUUCAUUUUAGUAUUUAGUUGUUCUUUAGUGUUUGGUCAUUCUAGAUCUAGAGUCGGGAUUUGGAGUUCAAGAACCAAAAGAAUUUGAAUUUUGUCGCGUUAUCUGUUAUUACUUAAACCCUUAUACAACUUUCCCCGGGUUAAAAUAAAAAGAUCUAUGAACUUGGAACACCACUGUCUAAAACACGAACUAACAUUGAAUUCAGCAAUAAAAAUAAAUCCUUCUUUUCAAAGUGGCUGUGAAUCAACGAUAAUUUAAGUGAAAAUAAUUCAAUGUCAUAAGCUAAAAAGUGAUUGAUUUUGCUAAUUGAUUGCCAUGUUAAUGUUAUACCUAAAUCAAAACUGCCGAUGUGAAGAAAAUUAGCGAGAAGACAAGCAAGUUCAUAAUUGCAAGUUCAUUCUUCUGACUGACACAAUAGAUAGCAAUAGCAAGUCUUCAUUUCAUAAACUUAAACACCAUGUCACUUUUCACGGCCUGGGAUUAUUUGGUACUUCUUUUGGUGUUGGCUUUCUCGGCUGCGAUUGGUGUUUAUUAUCGCCUGACCGGCGGCAGGCAAAAGACAACAAAAGAAUACCUUCUCGCUGAUGGUAAUAUGCCGGCAUGGCCUGUGUCAUUCAGCUUGAUGGCGAGUUUUAUGUCGGCAAUAACCCUUUUGGGGGUUUCAAUGGAAAGCUACCAGUAUGGUAUGAUGUUUGUUUGGAUAAAUGUGUCAUAUGUUGCGAGUACACCCAUCGCCGCCUAUUGGUUUCUACCGGUUUUCUAUAAUAUGCGGAAUACGAGUGUUUAUGAAUAUCUCGAGAGGAGAUUUGGCUUCACGACGAGACUUGUUGCUUCCAUAGCGUUUUCCGUCCAAAUGAUCUUGUAUAUGGGAAUUGUCCUUUACGCUCCUGCUCUGGCCCUGGAGGCUGUAACUGGGAUAAGUAAGACAACUGCAAUCCUUACUCUUGGAUUCGUGUGCACUUUCUAUUCCACACUUGGGGGUAUGAAGGCGGUGCUUGUAACUGAUGUAUUUCAAUCAUUUCUUAUGUUUGCUGCAAUUUAUUGCGUCAUAUUUUGUUCUGCAUUUAAAGGAGAUGGAUUUAAAGCAAUAUGGGAUACGGCUGCUGCAAAUGGACGUCUUAACUUCGAUGUAUUCGCACCUGAUCCCACAAUUCGGCACAGUUUCUGGUCACUAACCAUCGGUGGUUCGGUUACUUAUCUCAGCCUGUAUGCCAUUAAUCAAGGUCAAGUUCAACGUCUGAUGUCCGUUAAGAGUUUGAAGGGUGCCCAGCGGGCUCUAUGGCUUAAUCUUCCGAUUUUAUGUUCUAUAAGUUUUUCAACUCUAUUUAGUGGCCUGGCUAUAUAUUAUUACUACAAAGGCUGUGAUCCAGUGCUACAAGGAAGAGCGAAAGUAAGGGACCAACUUAUGCCAUUGUUUGUUGUUGACACAAUGUCAAAAUAUCCUGGACUAUCGGGACUCUUUGUUUCGGGGAUCUUCUCUGCAAGUCUAUCAUCGAUAAGCUCGACUGUAAGCUCUUUAGUAGCUGUUACGUUAGAGGAUUAUAUGAAGCCUUUUUGUAAAAAAAUCUUAAAGAAACCCAUGACUGAAAAUAGCACCACACUUCCCUCGAAAAUUAUGGUAUUCAUUUUUGGAAUAAUAUGUAUUUGUUUGGCGUUCUGUGCGGGAGCACUUGGCGGAGUACUUCAAGCUUCUUUGACUAUAUUCGGAGUUGUUGGAGGACCGCUUUUGGGUCUUUUUACAUUGGGUAUGUUCACAACAAAAGCUAACCAGCGUGGAGCGUUAUUGGGACUUUUGGUGGGUUUUACUUUCUCCUUUUGGAUUGGAUUCGGUCAACCAAAGCCACCGACACCAGCUCUUCCUCUAACAGCCAAUGAGUGUGUCUCUUUUAAUGCAACGACCUCAAGUACUUUUGUGCCCCUCGGUCCCGAUAACACCGAAUAUUUCUACUUGUUUCGAAUUUCAUAUCUUUUUGUUGCUGUUCUCGGUUUUUUAAUAACCAUUUUAAUUGGAUAUCUUUCAAGCAUUAUUAUGGAGACAUUAUACUUGGCUGAUAAUUCCUCAAUAUAUUUGGAUGCAGCCAAAACACAACUGGACUACGAUCUAUUUGCACCGCCAAUAUCAAAUUACUUAAAACGAAAAUCCUUAGCACAAGUGAAAUCAGGUGAAAAUGAUUACUGUUUAAAAAAUACCGAAUUUUGAUUAGAUUUAAGACUUAUUUACUUAGCGAAAAAACAAGUUAAGAUUUUUAGUUGCUAAUUUUUAAAAUAGACAACAUUUUACGAUGUGAUGGUAAGUUUUAUGGUGCUGGGCACUUAAGACAAUAGAAACAAACAAUGUUCACCUCUUUUAUUUUAUAUAAGAUUAAGUUUAUGAUCAUUUCCAUGGCUUUAUAUUUUAACUUAAUUUAAUUAUCUCAUUUUGUUAUAAUAAUAAGACUAUAAGUCCCAUAAGAAAACAAAUUAUUUUUCGAAUAUAUUUUAAUAAAAGACAAAAACUUAAAAAUACAUAAA
Messenger RNA from Eupeodes corollae, 2612 nucleotides. RefSeq names its product putative sodium-dependent multivitamin transporter. Gene Ontology annotation, cellular component: membrane. Gene Ontology annotation, biological process: sodium ion transport; transmembrane transport. The record is from RefSeq and is a predicted model, not a curated record. Lineage: Eukaryota; Metazoa; Arthropoda; Insecta; Diptera; Syrphidae. The coding region runs from base 559 to 2301 and encodes 580 amino acids. The transcript has a single exon. Gene Ontology annotation, molecular function: symporter activity.